Molecule: messenger RNA, 733 nt
Organism: Leptosomus discolor (cuckoo roller)
Lineage: Eukaryota; Metazoa; Chordata; Aves; Leptosomiformes; Leptosomidae
Gene: TSPAN1
Product: tetraspanin 1
Cellular component (GO): plasma membrane
Source: RefSeq, a predicted model, not a curated record
GCUUUCCCCAGGUGCAAACAUGGGGUGCUUCACCUUCAUCAAGGUCAUGAUGAUCCUCUUCAACCUGGCCAUAUUUCUUGGUGGUGGGACCCUCCUGGGAGUUGGCAUCUGGGUCACGGUGGAUGGACAGUCAUUUCUGGAUAUAUUUGGGACGCUCUCCUCUAGCGUCCUGCAGGUUGUGAAUGUGAGCUACUUCCUCAUCGUCAUUGGUGCCAUACUGCUGGUGAUUGGCUUCCUUGGGUGCUGUGGUGCCCAGAAGGAGAGCAAGUGUCUCCUGAUGAUGUUCUUCUCGGUGGUGCUGAUCAUCUUCAUUGCUGAAAUUGCUGCUGCCGUGGUGGCUCUGGUCUACACAGGUCUUGCAGAGACGCUGCUGACGGCUGUGGUGACCCCUCUCCUGAAGGAGAAGUAUGGGGUGGAUAUGAAGCUCACGCAUAUCUGGAAUGUCACCAUGACAGAGGUCCAUUGCUGUGGCCUGAAUAACUACACAGACUUCAACAACUCUCAGUGGCUUGAGAAACACAAUACCUACCCGGAGCCGUGCUGUGAGGACAUGAAGCCCUGCAAUGCCACGGUUGCAGCACAAAGCAAAGUCCCGGGUUGUUUCAAUCAGAUCUUGGAAGAAAUAAAAACUAACGCAGGUGUGGUGGGUGGUGUGGCAGCUGGCAUUGCUGCUUUGGAGAUUGCAUCCAUGGCUGUUUCCAUGUACCUGUACUGCCAGCUGGAUCAGAAAUGA